CUAGACCUCUGUCGUCAAUACAUUAUCAACAUUGCCCCCGCCUUUCUGUGCCAGUCACGGGAAGGUCAUAACGGUACGGGGCUUUUACGAACAUUAACUUAACGGACGGUUAGCAACAAAGAGUGACAGUUCAAAAUGUGGCGGCGUUGUGCCUGGCUGGCUGUGGUGGUUGCACUUCCUGUCUUGGCCCUUUCUGAUACAGGGCGGUUCUGGUUCAUAACUGAUAUCCACUAUGACCCGUCCUACCUGCGGCCGCACCAGCCUGGCAGGGUGUGUGACUCCCUGGGGCCGGGAAUGGACCCCCCGGCGAACCCCGGCCCGUGGGGUGACCAUGAUUGUGACCCCCCGUGGCGCACCAUCAACUCCUCUGUGUACGCCAUGAAGGCCAUAGACCCGAACCCGGACUUCAUCCUACGGGGAGGUGAUGACGUCCCACACGUGGAUCGCGCGUCCCUGAACUACACAGCCCGGACCGUGGUGACUCUCCUCAGUAACAUCACUCAGCUGCUGGAGGAAGUCUUCCCGGGAGUACCGGUCUAUUCUUCACUUGGUAACCAUGACUACUGGAUAAAGAACCAGCUGCCUGACACGCCCAAUGACGUGUACAAUGACGUGGCGACGCUCUGGUUGUCGGGGGCGGGACAGGAUGCCAUGGACACGUUUAGAAGGGGUGGUUACUAUAGCGCCCCCUUGCGGGCUGGCCUGCGCGUGAUCGGCCUGAACACGAACCUGCUGUACGGACGGAACCUGGUCACGGAGGGACAGGAUGAUCCAGCAGGGCAGUUCGCGUGGCUGGAGCAGCAACUUGAGCAGGCUAGGGGGAACAUGGAAAAGGUGUACAUAAUAGGUCACGUGCCCCCUGGUACUCACGAACGAAUCUACACCAAGCGCGAUUUCCGCCCCAACCACAACAAACGGUACAUCGCCAUCGUCCGGAAGUACGCUGACGUCAUAUCCGGUCAGAUGUUUGCGCACGAGCACUUCGAUACCUUCAGGAUGAUCUACGAUGAGCAAGGCGCUCCCAUCAGCACAGUGUUCCUGAGUCCCGCCAUCACACCCUGGAUGCGGAGGAACAACCCGGCUUUCAGGCAGUACCUGUAUGAGCGGACUACCGGAGAACUGCAGGACUACCUACAGUACUACGCCAACUUGACCAAAGCCAAUGACCUGCAGCUGACAGACUUGGACUGGCAACUCGAGUACCAGGCCACGGUGGAUUAUGGGAUACCUGACGUCACUCCCGUCUCCAUGGAAACGCUGAGGAACUCUCUGAAUGAAGUUCCAAGCGGUGCUUUUGAGAAGUACUACAAGCAUAACUCAGUGGGAGUGGACUAUGGAUUGUGUGUAGAAGAUUGUAGGGCUGCUCAACUUUGCUCUACAUACAGGGUGGAUUAUGACGAGUAUGACGUGUGUUGGCAAGCUAGGGUUGGAGGUGUUAGAGGUCACAGGGCAGAUGGGGUGCUUAAUGUGUUGGCACUGGCAGUGAUGGGCGUGGUUCGACAUUUGGUUUGAUUUGGACAACUGAGUUGUCCUAAAUGCUGGAUAUUGGUCUAGGGUCCAAGCGUUCAUUUUCAUAGGUGGUUGUACCAUCUAUGCUUUCAACUGAGGUAUUUUGUUGAUCACGAUGGACAAUAUGAUUUUUGUCCUAACCAACAAAAAAUAUGUCCAAAUUGACAAUGGCUUAACAGAACUAGGCUAGUUAAGUCAUUUUUAAGAGUUGACGGCUCUAGACUUUGAAGUUUGGAUUCUUAACUCUCUACUCACCACAGCAAUUACUUAUUCAAUGUUCGACACCUAACUUGUAACGAAAUAUGCUUGGAAUUUAUUUAGCAGCCAUAGUAUCAUGACUCUAGCUCACUUUAGACAAGAGUCCAACAAUGUUGCAAAUGUGUAGAAGUGUGUUAUGCAACGCCAGAAA
Messenger RNA from Branchiostoma floridae (Florida lancelet), 1918 nucleotides. Its product is annotated as acid sphingomyelinase-like phosphodiesterase 3b. The transcript is spliced from 9 exons. Bases 136 to 1512 code for a protein of 458 amino acids. Gene Ontology annotation, biological process: sphingomyelin catabolic process. NCBI's taxonomy places the organism in Eukaryota, Metazoa, Chordata, Leptocardii, Amphioxiformes, Branchiostomatidae. The record is from RefSeq and is a predicted model, not a curated record. Gene Ontology annotation, molecular function: sphingomyelin phosphodiesterase activity.